Messenger RNA from Pistacia vera, 2046 nucleotides. Its product is annotated as FHA domain-containing protein PS1-like. Gene Ontology annotation, molecular function: protein binding. Lineage: Eukaryota; Viridiplantae; Streptophyta; Magnoliopsida; Sapindales; Anacardiaceae. The record is from RefSeq and is a predicted model, not a curated record. Gene Ontology annotation, cellular component: nuclear membrane.
CCAUUUUCCACAUUUUUUUCCUUCUAACAGUUGAAGAAAGAUCUAAAUCUCAGUCCUAAAAUGGCUGAAAACAAACCAGAAGCGAGGAAAAUCCCAGUCUUUACAGUAAUAAAGAAUGGUGCCAUUCUCAAGAACAUCUUCGUCAUCAACAAACCACCACCACCACCAUCACCCUCCAUCACGGCCGUCGAAAAUGAAGAAAACUCAGUUCAAGACGAUGAAGAGGAGGAGGAGGAAAUCUUGAUGGUUGGUCGACAUCCAGAUUGCCACAUCAUGUUGACUCACCGUAGAUUUCACCUCCAUAUUCACUCUAAACCCUCUUCACAGAACCUCUCUGUCAUCGAUUUAUCGUCUGUACACGGGACGUGGGUAUCAGAAAGAAAGAUUGAAUCUUGUGUUCCUGUGGAGCUGAAUGAGGGAGAUACUAUAAAGAUUGGUGGGUCAACUAGGAUCUAUAGGCUGCAUUGGAUACCUUUGAGCCACGCAUACGAUAUGGAUAAACCGUUUGUAUCACCCUUGGAUGUGCCCGUCGCAGAAGAGAAAGAAGAGCAAAAUCAAGUGGAAACGCAUCAGAUUGGAAAGAGUGAAUUGAGUGGUUCAUUGGUAGUGGAACCAAAAGAAGAACAAACAUGCCAGGGUUUGAAUUCUUUUUCAACUGAAAAUUGUGAACAACUUGAAAAGAAAAGUCAUUGGUGGUGGAAGAAAAUGAAGAAGGAAUUUGUCAGGGGAUUGUUUCCUUGUUUUGUGAUAAAGGGAUCAGAGUUGCUUCCGAAGACAGAGAUUCCAUUUUAUGGGAUUGUACCAGUAGACUUGGCUUGUCCUGCUGGGGGUAAUAUGUCAGUGCCUGAAGAGCAGCAAAUUGAUAAAGAUAAUAAAAUCCCAUGUCAUGGUUCUAUAACAGAAUUUAUGCCAGAAGCUGAAAAUUUAGAGAGUUCCUUAAGAUUAGAGAAAAAUCGAAGGUUUACUCUGACCCCUGCUGUCCGUCGUUAUGCAACUAUGCAAGAGAAGCCUUCGAUGGACAAAAACUUGAAUUUGCUAUCGGCUUUAAACUCUGGUUGCUCUAAUGAAGAAGGCUUUCCAGAAGCUGAAUUGUCUGAAGCUGGAAACCACAGCCCAAGGGCAGGCAUUGAACAGAAGGAAAUACCAAGCUUUUGUUCUUUUGUUCUUGAAGAGUCUGUGAACUCGUCUUUGCCUGUUGGGGAAGUACUCACGGAGAUUACGGAUAACAAAAAUAGCCAGACUCCACAAUCUCUGUUUUAUACAAAAGGAGUUGAAGACCAAGAAAACUCUGAAGUUUCUCCACUGAGAUCAGAUAGAAAGCUUAGCUCACGUAGCAUUUGGUCAAGAAGAGGUAAACCAGCGAGUGUUCUACAGAUUCAAACUGGUAGAAGCAGGAAAGCAACAAGAAGUCACAGUAAGGUUGAUGUAGAACUGCAGAUACAGGAGGAUAUUGAAAACAAAUCAAUUUCAAAGAUACUUUUCGCUGGUUUUGAAGAAGAGGAAGAAGAAAUCUUUACUCCAAACAAGGAGAAUUUCUCCCCAGAUACUCCGCCACUAAAGUCCUUGAAAAGGAAGGGUAAGCUGGAAAAAAUUAAGCCUUCCAGGUCAUAUAGAAAAUCCUCCUCAAAGGCUACUAUUAGCCCCAAUAUCCAGCCAGAAGAAGACUUGAAUUUUUCUUCAGACAAAGAGAACCAGACACCAAAAGUUCUCCAAGAGCAGAAAUUAGCAGGACAUGCCUCUAGAAAUCUAGUGAACUUGGAAGAGGAGAGGGCGAGUAAGAAAAGAGCAGAAAGGGUGCCAUUUCAAUCCCUUGUGGCAAACUCUUUAGGUCGGAGGGGAUCAGAAGCCUCACUUUCUAAUGCCACAACAAGAAGUAGUCAUUCUAUCAAUUUGUCUCAAACCAUGAAGGUCACUAAUUCCUCGUCCAUUGGAGAGAGAAGGAGAAGCUGGGGCAUGUUAGUAGAUGCCACUACUCUUCUAGACAAUGAGUCAAGGAGAUCAUUACAGCUAUUACAAGGUUGCUUUCUAGUGACGCCAGUCCAAUAG